This is a messenger RNA of Paramuricea clavata, 6097 nucleotides long. NCBI's taxonomy places the organism in Eukaryota, Metazoa, Cnidaria, Anthozoa, Malacalcyonacea, Plexauridae. The record is from the annotation of a GenBank genome assembly.
AUACUUUGUGCGAAAGGGUAAGAUAGCAACAUUUCUAGCUUUUAUUUCUAGGUUUUAAAACAUAUAUGUUUCUGCUUAUUUCCAUACAAAUUACAAGAGGAAAAUUGCUAUGUAAAUUUCGAAGUGUGUAAAUAACUCGCUAACUUAGUCCGACGGCGGCUGCGAAUAAAUUUUACAUAAAAGUUUUUUAAAAGUUUUUAAAUUGGACGAAUAGAUUUCGGGGGAAUUUGGGAAGCCAUUUGAGUGCUUGAGGACAUUUUUUAGUGGUUCUAAAACGCUUUCGGAAACGGUUUGAGAGGUUUUUCCCCUGUAGAUCCCACGAUUUACCCCUGUAGAUCCCACGAUUUUAGUGGAAUAUUUUUAUUCGCUUCAUUGCGUUUUUAUAGAUUAUUCUUCAGCUUGCCGUCUGUAAUUAAAGUAUCGUUAGACUUGAUAGAUAGCUUUGUCAAAAGCUUUUUUUUGUUUAAAAGAUUGUAUUUUCUAUAUAUGUAUUUUCUGCGGCUUAUACUCUGGUGGGCAACUGAAGUCUACUGUACUUGUUCAGUGUUCACACAGCGGAUCGUACAAAUUUAAGCAUUAUUUUGAAGUGUGAACGGAUAAUUAAAAGAACUGAAUAGUUGCAAUUAUAAAUAACACGAACGAAUAUACUGAAUUAUUAGCAACAUUUUUUCGUCUACUGUAAUAGUUUUAAAAAUUCUGACGCGAUUUUGUGGGAUUAGUUUGUGGUUUUUCGAUACCUGCAGCCAGGAAUAGAUUAAUAACAAAGUUUUGCAUUGCUAAUAGCAACUUUAUAAUAUUUUCAAAAUAUUUUGAAGCGUUUUUAGAGUGCUUUUGUCUUGAUGCCACGAAACUAGCUGUAUUAUUGCGCAAGCCAGAAAUCAGAAUAUUCUGUUAUAAGCCUAUCUGAGUGAAUAGUUUAUCAUUUUUGUCAUAAGGAAGGUCUUAAACAAUACUAGUUGCUAAUCUCUUAGCAAACAGAACGUGUAUGUAUACAUUUUUAAAAUUUUUAUAUCACGUAAUUUUUAUCUUUUCCCCUACAAGCCGCAGAUAUAUUGUAUUACUGACGUAGAUCCCAAGCAAUUACGUGAACGCAUUGUUCAUAAAUAAAGUAAAACUAGACAUAGUUUGCCAGCAUAAAAUUGCAUGAAUGAGUAGUGUUGCCUAUGAGAUCAAUGGUGUUGCCAUAUUUACAUAGAUUAGUGAAUUAUUGCGUUGAUGAGAUAAAUAUAGUUUAGUGCACAAGUUUUGCAAUUCUUUAGUAUAGUUUCUAUUGCUCAGGCAGAUCUAGCCUCGGUGGGGGGGGGGGUUAAUUUUUCUAGGGGUAAUGCCUUCUUCCUUAACUACUGCAAAUGUCAUAAAAAAUGACACAGAAAGCAUAGAGUUUCGACAUCUUAUUGGUACUAACCUAUCCCGGUUAAAUAUUAACCCAUUAAGCUGCAAUGCACCCUAGUAUGUCAUACUUACUUUACUCUGUAUAAUGCCACACAAUUCCAGUGCUGAAAAAAAAUUCGACAGCACCAGCAGCAACACUGCCAGAGAAUUUUUAAUAGCAAGAAAUUUUCUUACAUUCAGCAGGAAAUGUUUCCCAUCAUAUAUAUUCAAAUGCCAUAUCAGGCACAGAUUUUCUGGGGGGUGCGCACCUCCCCCCAGAAAUGAUUUGCACACACCCCCAGAGGCAUUUGGCACCGCCCCCAAAAGUUUUUGCACCCCCACAAAUUAUAUAUAUUUUGAUUUGAUUGUUUCAUAUUUGAUUAUUCUUACUACUAAAUUUGUAAAAUUACCAAUAUUAUGGUCUCAGAUCUUGCCAUGCCGGCCUAGAAAACAAAUUUUGUUAAACUUUUUCCUUGGCCUUUCCGGGUGCUGCCACCAGGCCCCGGCCAAAGCAAGCAGCAGCACUCCCCCCAGAUAUUUAUCCACCCCCGAACGAAAAUAUGAAAAUCCGUCUCUGUGCCAUAUAAUUUGCUUCUUGAUAUAAAAUUCCAAAUGUAUUUUUGAAAUGAAAUUGUCAGGUGUGGAGAAAUUAUUUUACUUCAGACACACAACAGUACACCCCCGGCUGAAAAUCUACAAGCACCUGUGCCAGGUGACAGCAUCACUCUGGAUGCCCCUUCAAUGUAAAUUCUUUAAUGAGCUCCCCAUCUUUAAUAUGACCCGUCUUUAGGGGGGGAGGGAUUCAUUAACCUGCACGACUCUCUAUUAAGCUUAAUUCCAACCCACCAGCUGAGAAACACAUGUCUAGUCAUUAGAUUAUUAUUAUUUCUGAAUAUCAAAGCCUCUGUCACUUGCAAAAAAUAUUACAAAAUAUUUACAAAAAUAUGAUGCAGAAACUGCUAUCCUUACUUCUGUAAAAACCUCUAUCCCAUAAUAUAUGGCAAUUAGUAAAAACUAGUAAAAAUCUAUAAAUAUGAUGCUAUCCUUAUACUUGUGUACAAACCUCUAUCCCAUAAUAUAUGGCAAUUAGUAAAAACUAGUAAAAAUCUAUAAAUAUGAAGCAAUAUAAAAGUUUAUUAAAGGUGAUCUACAGUCCGAUCUGAGCAUGUGCACAAAUGAGCCCACUUUUUAUGAUAAAAACAGUUUAACUAUGUUUUGAGUUCUUGAAAAGCCUGAUUGUUGUUUCUUGAUCAAUUAUUAUACUCUAGAAGCUUGAAAAUAUAAUUAGUUGUCGAAUAAAGCUCAAUAUUUUGGACACAAAAAUGUAAACAAAGGCUUUGUUUACAUACGGACUGUAGAUCACCUUUAAAAAACUCUUUCAAGCAUUCCUUAGAUUUAUCAAUUUGCCUGGUGCCCUGGAUGUUCCUAACUUCCUGUUAGUUUACUGCAUUCUUUCAUUUCUUCUAUUUCCAUGUUUUGGCUAAAUUAGUAAGCCCCCUCUCCACUUAGCUCCCCUCCCCACUAAGUCCCCCUCUCCACUAAGUCCCCCUCUCCACUAAGUCCCCCUCUCCACUAAGUCCCCCUCUCCACUAAGUCCCCUUUCCACUAAGUCCCCUCUCAACUAAGUCCCCUCUCCACUAAGUCCCCUCUCCACUAAGUCCCCUCUCCACUAAGUCCAUGAAAUGGGCUAAAAUAAAUAAGCCCCGCUGGAGACAACUUUGCAUUCUUGUGCUAUCAACCAAAUUUAUGAAAGGUGGGAGGUGUCACCCCUAACCUCCCCCCUUCUUAGACCCCCUAAUAACAUGACAUUUUAUUUCUUACUAGUGGUGAUCCAGACAAACCAUGCUACGAUGGAUCAACCAGUGUCCAUCUUGCAGCGGCGUGCGGUCAAUUCCACUGCUUAGUUUUCCUCACAAAAUUUGGCUCGAACAUCUGGUCUCUGGAUAACCAGUACCACACUCCCCUGGAAGAGGCAGCCGCGCGCGGACAACUGGACUGCGUGCAAUACCUGGACCGCGUUGUGGCGGAGCAGAUGCUGCACCAUCGGGCACGUGCGAACAAGCAGAAAAAAGACGCGGAAAAAAUUGCCAGAAAACGGAUGAAAAAAGUCGAGCGACACCAGAAAAAGCGCGACAAGGAAUACGCCAAGCGAGUGAGGAAACAAAAUGGCGUCAUUGUUAAUGAUAGCAAGGAGAAUGUCCCGAACGAGCAAUGGACUGCGGAGAAGAAUCGUCGGAAUAGCAACAGCAGUAGCGCCGCAAACAGCAGUGGUUUUGAGAGUAUGAGGCGCGCGCAAAGUUUGGAGCAUUUUACGCAAAUCACCGGAAUGAAAGGUGGGAAAAGUUCUGCCCGCUCCGCCCAGAACAAUCGACCCAACAGCGUCCAAGGGUCCUUGCGCAAGACCUUCCUUGGACCGCGGACCAGGUCUGCAAGCGCGUCCUCGAUGAACGGUGGCAAGUCCCGCAGCCUGACUAGUCUGGACAGCGCGAAUAUCAUCCUCCAACCACGGGCCGUCCGGUCUGGGAACGGCAAUUUUGUGGGACGUCCAAAAGACCAGUACCUGGUCCGCUCUUCGGACGGACGAGGGAACAGCUUCACCUCCAUCGAAAACAUGCAGAAAUUCGGAAGUCUGUCCAGUUAUAAUAGUCGUACGUCGACCGCACCAAGUUCGAGGUAUAGCUGGAGCUCAAGCAGGUCGAUGGAUUCCGACGUCGACACGGACAACGACGACGAACUUCAAACGAACGAUCCAAAAUUAGCACCGCUCAUGACUUUUUUGGCUUCACUUAAUUUAGAACAGUUUACAGUGACGAUGAAACGCGAGAGCAUUGAUAUGAAAGCGUUAGCCUUAUGUACUGACAAUGAUUUAAAGUCCGCGGGGAUACCGUUAGGACCUCGAAGGAAGAUUUUGGAGGCGAUAGAACGAAGGCAGAAAGCGUGUGCUGAACCAGGGGCCAUGAUGGACACGCAUUUGUAAGGUGCACACGAACUGUUCUAACAUGAAACACCGCGGUUGGACAGAGUUGGGGGUGCAAACCACGCUACCCCAACAUUCGUGUGCUUUUGGUGGGAGCUAUGUUUAAAGCCAGGGGCCGGUUGUAUAAAACUCUUAAUCACUAUUUUGUAGUUAAAUAGUGAUUAACUCUCAAAUAGGCGCUUCUUAUUGGAUGACGUUUGCACUUAACCAUAGUUAACUUUAAUCACUUUUUUAUACAACCAGCCCCUGGUUUAGUAUCAAAGUUUCUGUGAUCACAGUAGGAAGUGUGCAUAGGUAAAUUUUAAGUUUUGAAGAUUUUGACUCACACUACACAACUUUUGCCUAAAACUGUCGCAUGCAACCUGCUUAUAACUCGAGUUGUACUGUGUAAAUCAAGCACACAACUCGUCUACGUUGUCGUGGGUCAGUUGUGUGCUUGAUUUACACAGUACAACUCGACUUAUAAGCAGGUUGCAUGCGACACGCCGACAUUUUUAGGGAAGUUUUCAAAACAUAGAAUUUACCUAUGCAAAAUUCCUACUGUGAUCACAGAAACUUUGAUAGUGUAAGGGGCGGACCAUUAGAAAUCCCGGGAGGGGGGGUGAAAAUUCCCAAAAAAAAAUUCGUGCAAAGAAAAAUGCCUGGAAAAAAAAUUCGUGCAGCCAUUACGUCAGAGAAAAAAAAAUUCGUGCAAGCAAACAGCAAAGUCAUGGGCGUACCGUGCAGUUGGCAGUCGGGUAAUAUUCGCUGAACAGUCGGGCAAUUUUAGUUUAUUAAAAAAAAAAAAUUUGACAAAUUCUGUCAAUUUUGUGGUAACUUUUGGUAUGUGGUAUGUCUGGAAAAAAUUUUUGACCCCUAAAAUGGUACACUGACCGAAAUUUUUUUUGGCGACGGGGGGGGGGUCGCCAUGAGCAAAGUACAAGUAGUCUUGAAAAAAAAUUCGUGCAGAUGUUAAGUGCAUUCCUGCAGACACAUGAGACUGAAAAAAAAAUUCGUGCCGCAAAAAUUUUAUACCCCCCCUCCCGGGAUUUCUAAUGGUCCGCCCCUAAACUAUAGCUUUAUGACGUGUUAAGUAAACACUGAGGACUGUUUUUUUUCACCAUGCCAAACACACGAACGUUGGGACAAUAUGCAUACCCGACUACUGCAUGUGUCUACCGUAUGACGACUCUUAUAAAGAAACAUCAAGAAACGAGACGGGUGUAUCAUAUAAUGUAUCAUAGAUUACAUCUAAGGGUGAAUAGAACAGUCGCUCAAAAAAAUAUUGUCAUACCACCAUGUUUGAAACUCUCAUGUUUGGAAAGAGCAUUUUACAUUAUGAUCUAACCAGCCAAUCACGUUGAACUAGCUGAUUGGUUGAACAUUGAGUUUCAAAUGUGCUGAAUAUAAACAAUGUCUUUUUCUGUGAUUGUACGUUUUUAGAUGCAUGCAAGAUAUACAAACAUUUUUAGAUAUAUUCGUCUAAUUUAUCAUAUUAUAUAUAACAUUCAAGCGACGUUUAACCCGCUCUUUAUAAUAGACUGUACAUAGUAUUCAUUCUGGAGUUUUUAGAAGACUUUUUAACACGCACGAGCCAAUAUUCUGCACGUUUUACGUGUUAGCCUGUUUAAUUGACACAAUGAAAUUUGGAAACGAACGCUUUAAUUGCUAUACUGGCAAAGUUGAGCAAAUUAUUUUAACGCUUUCUAUUAAUAAAAGCAAUAUGUAUUGUAAUUAUAUAUAGAAUAUAUAAUAAAGGUUUUAUAAACC